AUGCCGGAGGAAGAAGGAAGUGAUCUAUCCCAGUCUGCAGUUCCUUUGACGACUGUUUCCAUAAAUCUUCCGACCUUUUGGACCGAUUCUCCAGAAGUAUGGUUCAUCCAGGCCGAGGCACAGUUCAAGGUUAAAAGGAUUACAACCUCACGAACCAAGUUCAAUCACUGCCUCACUGCGUUGCCCCAGGAUGUUGCCUUUCAACUUUUAGACCUGGUUCGAGCUCCCCCUGCCACUCCUUACGAAGCCCUGAGAAGCUGUCUCAUCCAGAUGUACAUGUUGAGUGAUUUCCAGAGGUAUCAGGCAUUACAAAGUUUACCCUUGUUAUCUGACCAACAUCCCUCUGAAUUAAUGGAUAAAAUGUUAGUUUUGCUCCCUGAGGACAAGAAGCCUGGGUUUUUCUUAUGGGGACUAUUUAUGGACCGUCUUCCAGCUGAUAUUCCAGCACAUUUGCUCUCUGAGUCCAUCAGUGACCCACGGAGGAUGGCUCUGCGCGCGGACGAGUUAUGGACGAUGCGUGGAUGGAGUGUUCCUGUGCAAGUUCUCUCUGAGCAGUUCGAGGAUGUGUAUGCCUUGCCGUGGAGGAAUUCGUCCACUAGAUCUGGGACUCGCGGUUCUGUUCCUAGGUCUCCCAGUUGUUCCUUAGUUCCAGAAGAAGAUAGGAGAACCAGUUCUUCCGGAGUUUGCUGGUACCACUGCCGGUGGGGAGAUGCAGCUAGUCAGUGUCGAGCUCCCUGUUCCCGUUCGGGAAACUAG
This is a messenger RNA of Eurytemora carolleeae, 756 nucleotides long. RefSeq lists its product as uncharacterized. The transcript has a single exon. NCBI's taxonomy places the organism in Eukaryota, Metazoa, Arthropoda, Copepoda, Calanoida, Temoridae. The record is from RefSeq and is a predicted model, not a curated record. The coding region runs from base 1 to 756 and encodes 251 amino acids.